Molecule: messenger RNA, 1881 nt
Organism: Toxorhynchites rutilus septentrionalis
Lineage: Eukaryota; Metazoa; Arthropoda; Insecta; Diptera; Culicidae
Exons: 5
Coding region: 1-1881 (626 amino acids)
Source: RefSeq, a predicted model, not a curated record
AUGGACAAUGUCGUGUCGGUAUCUAUGUAUAACCAGGAGGAGCAGAAAUUCUGGUUGUAUCUCUCCAGAAUUCGUCCUGACGUCACAACCGAAGCUGUGACAGCAAUGGCCAAAGCAAACCUCCAAACCAACAGCGAUCUUGCGGUGGUGAAGCUGAUUCCAAAAGACAAGAACACCAGCUCUCACUUUUAUGUCUUUCAAAAAACCACUGACACCCACACCGCCUGCUCAAAAUUCAUCUCCUGUCACUCUGGCAACACCGUCAAUGGAGUGUUAACGUGUUAUGAUCCGAGAUGCAAGCCUGCCAACCUUAUGGAAGUCCCCAAUCCCUUCAUCUCAGUCGAGCUUUUCCAGCCAGCGAUCAACAGCCAUCCCGGUCCUGAGGCGCUACCGCAGGCAAGUACUCCGGGAUGCACGCCUGCCAGCCUUAUGGAAGCCCUUAAUCCCCUCAUCUUAGUCGAGUAUUUCCAGCCAGCGCUCAACAGCCAUCCCGGACCUGAGUUUGAGAAUGGAAAGGGGACCUCCCAAACUGCCAUUGCAGGCAAGUAUAAAUCCGGAAUCAGCAUUUACAUCAAUCCAGUGUUGAACAGGAAUGGCCGCUUGCUCGAUCUAGUGCUAGCGAAUGAUGCUGCAGUAUCAAGGUGCUCGAUUGCCGAGGCCACUGAUCCAGUUAUCCCGCUCGACAUCGAUCAUCCAGCACUAGAGGUUGACGUCAAUCUACCGUCGUCAAUUGGAUUCGAAGUUGUACCAGAUCUGAGCUGCCUCAACUUCCAGAAAGCUGAUUUCGCUGCAUUAAAUCAAGCAAUAUCGCGAGUCGACUGGGAAUUUCUGGAGACAAUCGAGGACAUGGACGCUGCCGUUGCCAGGUUUACCGAUAUUAUUACUCGUAUCAUCGCUGAUUGCGUACCAACGCGGAGGGCUGCUCAGAAACCAGUUUGGGGUAAUAGAAGGCUGCGCUGUCCACUUGUUAAACAAGAGCUGAACCAGAGGAGCAAUGAGUACCGCUUGUAUAAUCGUUUCCUAAAUAAGCAGUAUACGAGACUGAUGCAGAGAAAUCUCCGUAAAAACCCAAAUCUGUUCUGGUCUUUCGUCAACAGUAAGAGAAUGGAAGAAGGAUUGCCCAUAAACAUGUUUUUGGUAAACCGCUCGGCUAACACUGCAAUCGAGAAAUGCAAUCUUUUCGCUGCCCACUUCAAGCGAGCAUUCAAUGGCAGUACGUCCUCCGAAACUCAAGUUGAUACUGCCGUUAGAGACACUCGACUCAACGCAUUGAAUUUCGACAUCUUUCGAGUUACCAGUGAGGUUGUGGAGGCAGCGAUCCGUAAAUUAAAGUAUUCUACGAGCCCCGGGCCGGACGGUAUUCCUUCUUGUGUGCUGAAAAAAUGCGCCUCGUGCCUUGUGUACCCUUUAUCGGUCCUCAUCGACACCUCUCUACACAAGAGCACGUUUCCCUCGGUAUGGAAGCAGUCAAUAAUGUUCCCAGUGCACAAGAAAGGAGAUAAACGGAACAUAGAAAACUACCGAGGAAUCACAUCACUUUGCGCCUGCUCGAAAGUUUUCGAAAUCAUCGUCAAUGAUGCUGUGUUUUCCUGUUGCAAGAACUAUCUAUUACAAGAUCAGCAUGGAUUCUUCCCAAAAAGCAUGGAGCAAGGCACUCAGGUGGACUCAGUGUACACAGACCUUAACGCUGCUUUCGACCGUGUCGAUCACAAAAUCCUGAUAGCAAGGCUGAACAAACUAGGCAUUUCCUCGAGAUUCACGAUAUGGUUGAACUCUUAUCUAACAGAUCGGUGGAUGUGUGUCAAAAUUGAAUCUGCGCAAUCUGCGAGUUUCUUCAAUCUUUCGGGAGUGCCUCAAGGAAGCAACCUAGGCCCACUGUAG